Messenger RNA from Trichechus manatus latirostris (Florida manatee), 792 nucleotides. RefSeq names its product spermatogenesis-associated protein 21-like. The coding region runs from base 1 to 792 and encodes 263 amino acids. NCBI's taxonomy places the organism in Eukaryota, Metazoa, Chordata, Mammalia, Sirenia, Trichechidae. The record is from RefSeq and is a predicted model, not a curated record. The transcript is spliced from 4 exons.
AUGGAAGACAGAAAUGCCCAGGCAUACACGGAGGGUAGGAUCGAAGCUCCAGGGGCCCAGCCAAGUCCUGACCUUAGGACCACCAGCAAGAGGGCUGGUGUUGGGCCCACCAGAUCAGGAGUCAGCCAGGCUGUGUUUCCAGAUGCUCCAGAAAUGGGUGGUGGGAAGCAGCCCUCAUCAGCUCCAGAAGGUCCAGAGAAGGAGCCUGGACACACAGCAGCAUCAGAGGAGCAGCCUCCGGAGCUUGGGACCCAGGAACUGAGGCCUCAGACAGGGCCAGGGAAGAAACAAUCAUCUUGGGCCCCCCAGGAAGGAGCCGGGGAGCUGCAAGCAGACCAGGAUGAGACCAAGCCAGGGAGCAAUCUGGGGUUGCAACCUCCCAGGGUCCCUGUAGCGUUCGAUGAGCUGCAGCAGCCAGGCUCAGGGACAGAGCCUGAGAGCCAGCAGGGGAGGCAGCCAAACCCAGGUACCGCCGAAGGCCAGCCCCCUGAGAGCUGCCAGGGCCUGGAGGAUCAACCCACCCCAGAUCACCAGGCAGCAGACAUAACACAGUCAACAGAGCCUUGUUGCACCUUGGACAGCUGUGGACAACCCCUGGGAGACAAUCUCCCUCAGGAGGCAGGCAUCCCACAUAACAAGCCGCAGGACACUCUGCCAAAGCUGGGCCCAGGGGAACAUGAGGACAGUUCCCAGGAAACAAUGCCCCUAAUGUUCACAGUGACCCUGGAGGAAAAGACUGACAGCCCCUUCCAGCCAUCAAAGCCAGGACCUAAAACACCCGAAAGAGGGUGA